Molecule: messenger RNA, 2503 nt
Organism: Erpetoichthys calabaricus (reedfish)
Lineage: Eukaryota; Metazoa; Chordata; Cladistia; Polypteriformes; Polypteridae
Gene: stra6l
Product: STRA6-like
Exons: 18
Coding region: 134-2110 (658 amino acids)
Biological process (GO): vitamin A import into cell
Cellular component (GO): plasma membrane
Molecular function (GO): signaling receptor activity; retinol transmembrane transporter activity
Source: RefSeq, a predicted model, not a curated record
GCUGAGAGGUGCUAUAAAACGCGCGGCUGUUUGCCCUCCUCACGCGGAAGUGCAGCGGGCGGCGGGCUGGCGCUCACAGGACGGCUGCUUUGUUUGCUCUGUUGGCGCAUGUGAGUGGGGUCAAAGGUGCAUCAUGUGGCCACAGCACAGGGAAGUCAGUCAGGAGCUGGGCACGGGCAGCGCCAUGGACGGGCUCAUCCCAGUGAAGAACGCAUGGUCAGCCAUGAACGAGACGUGCAGCGGGCGUGUGGAAAUGAAUUUGUUCCUGCACUGCUCACUUGUGCCAUCUGUCUUCAUCGUCUUCAUCCUGUCGUUCCUCCAGCGGCGAGUCAAGAGGCACCGCUUUGACGAGCGAAUCCCCGCCCUCAAUGGCCGCUUCGCUAUCAUCGUGCCCCUGGAUUUUAUCGACAGCCUGCGCAAUCGGUGGUCCUACGGGUUUGCCUUUGGAGCCGUGGCCUCCAGCGUCCUGCUCCUCUUCUCUGAAGAAUAUGUGCCAACGCACUUCCCGGCGUGGAGUAAAGCGAUCAUCUCUCUAAUUGGGGCUCUGGAGGUGGGCCUGGCAUACUACCCGCUCUUUGCCUGCCUCUCCACACCCUUCAAAGUGAUAGGAGGAACGCUGGGCAUUCUGUACACCCUUUCUUGGAUCGUUGUCACGAUGUUUAAUAUCAUCAAGUGUCCCAGUGGCACGGUCAUUGGCAAGUACCAGAGUGCAGUUGUCCAUUGGCCAGUUGUGCUGUGCCAGCUGUUCUUGGCAGGUCGCUUUGUGUUUAUGGUGGUCAAAGGCAUUCUCGUGUACUUGAAACUGGACAUGGACGAGCAGGACCACGACCAGCUGCUCCAUGCCCACCACACCCAGUACGUCAUGCGGCUGCUGAAGAAGCCCACCUUACAGCUUGAGCAGAAGAAUUGGCUCCAGAGGACCAUCUACACGUGGGACCCCUGCUUCAAGUUUCCCAACAGAAUGAUUGGCACCUCGGUCAUCUCCUUGAUCUGCAUGUACAUCUUUGUGUUGGCAGAGCACAGCGUCAGUGCCGUGGCAUUCGGCGAACUCGAAGACCUCUGCGUGGCCCUGAGGGAGCUGGCCGCCGAGAACAACAUGAGCGCCAGCAACCUGGAUGGCAUCCUGCCACAGCUGGAGGAGCUGAGCGGUGUGCUGCGAGACUCUUGGCUCAUCUCGUCCAUUUUCGCGUGCCUCAUGUCGGUCGUCUACAUCUUCCACGUCCUGAAAUGCUACCGGGAGCACAUCAGGAGACUGAGGGCUGGUGUGAAGAGCUUUGUGCCACUGGCACUGCGAAACAGCAGAGCUGCGGUCAGUGUGGCGGCCCUGGCAAGAUACUCAGGAUGGCAGAUCGCCUACUUCCUCUGGGGCUACCUCAUUGUCCACUCUGUCCUGUUCCUGCUCGGAGUUGCCUUGGCAUACAUGUUUGUCCUGCCAGUGCGGCACGGCCAAGGGAUGCAGCUGCUCAGCGCCCUGGAGAUAACCCUCAUCUCGGUGGGCCUGGUCAUCGGGCUGCUGAUCUUCCAGAUUGUGCUGGCGCAGCUCUUCUUCUUGCAGGACAAGGUCAAACCGGAAGACAAAAGCAAACCCCUGGCGCUAAACAACAAGAGAGCCUUCCACAACUUCAGCUACUUCUUCUUCUUCUACAACGUAAUCCUGGGCUUCAGUAACUGCGUGCUGCGUCUGCUGUGCAGCUUCGUCGUCGGCACCUUCCUCGUGUCCCGCAUCGAUAGGACCAUCAUGCCGAGAGGAUACGAGUCGGCGGACAUGGGGUUCAACACCUGGGUGGGCAUGCUGCUUGUGGACCAUCACCACAGUCACCCGGUCCUGCUCUGCUUCUGCCACCUCCUUUUGGCUGGACGUCAGGAGAUGCCCACUUGUGCCGAAUCACAAUAUUCACAGGGGGACGCUGGUGAAGCCAGCAGGAGGCGCUCUCGAUGCCGGUGGCUGCUGCUCUACACCCUGCUCAAGAACCCUGGGCUCAUCGUCCACCGCAAGAAGAAGGACAGCCAGCCGGCCAGCAGCCUGAUUCGGGUGGCUCUGUCCAGCGUGCUGCUGUCCCGGCGAUGGGAGGGCUCAGCGACUGAGGAGUGUGCCAACGGGACCGCGUGACGGGACUUACGUGUCGGCUCCUCGGAGCGCCUGGACCUUUGAGCCGAGUCUUCCAGCACGUGGACCUCACAUGAACUCCCUCCAAAUGUUCAAAAGUCAACUGGGGGUGCAGGACACGUAAGGCCUGGUAGUAAAGCCCCUUAGUGGAAGCCACGAAGAAGAGCGGGUAGGGCGAGGGUGAGGGUGAGGGUGGGCAUUCCACUGUUUCCUGCCUUGGCGUUUCUGCUGUUCUUUGCCUGUCCACUCUGUCCAGGUGACUGGUGUUGCCCCCUGCUGGCUGGCUGGCUGACCUGUCACACGGCAUGUUGGUCCUGCUGGCUCGCGUUGGCCUUUCGUCAGUCAGUCACCGUGUCGGGUCUCGUGCCUUUACAUUAAAGCUCAAUUAUGGCGCGA